Penicillium manginii is the source of this 1623-nucleotide messenger RNA. RefSeq lists its product as uncharacterized. The coding region runs from base 1 to 1623 and encodes 540 amino acids. The record is from RefSeq and is a predicted model, not a curated record. Gene Ontology annotation, molecular function: GTPase activator activity; metal ion binding. Gene Ontology annotation, cellular component: Golgi apparatus. Lineage: Eukaryota; Fungi; Ascomycota; Eurotiomycetes; Eurotiales; Aspergillaceae. The transcript has 6 exons. Gene Ontology annotation, biological process: intra-Golgi vesicle-mediated transport; endoplasmic reticulum to Golgi vesicle-mediated transport; endocytosis.
AUGUCUCGACGCGCUACCCCGGGCCAAGCUGCCCAGAAUCAGCAGACUAUCAAAAGUCUGCUGAAACUUGAGCCCAAUAAAGUGUGUGCUGACUGCAAGCGCAACAAGCAUCCACGAUGGGCCUCUUGGAAUUUGGGUAUCUUCGUCUGCAUUCGCUGCUCCGGUAUUCACCGAGGAAUGGGUACACACAUCAGUCGAGUCAAGUCGGUGGAUUUGGAUGCCUGGACCGAUGAACAAGUCCAGAGUGUGCUGAAAUGGGGCAAUGGAAGGGCCAACAAGUACUGGGAAGCGAAGCUGGCACCUGGCCAUGUUCCGUCGGAUGCGAAAAUCGAGAACUUCAUUCGAACCAAGUACGAGGCCAAGCGAUGGGUUAUGGAAGGUGGCAUACCGGAUCCUUCCACCUUGAGUGAAGGAGAUGACGAUGUUUUGUCCAGGAAAAAGCGAAGAUUGAACGCUCCGCCUCCCAGCGAGUUGCUCCUCCCCCCCCAACCUAAGCGCCAGCAAGCUCCCAUUGAUCUCUUUGCCGAUGAUGAUAUGAUGGCUGCCCCGCCUAGACCCAGCACGACGGAGCCCUCUACUCGUGCACCUCCACCCCCGCGACAAGCUCAACCUACACAGCACAAGGCCCAGAAGACGGGUGAUUCAUUGCUUGGCCUGGACUUCUUUGGUAGCGCUCAACCGCCUGCCGGAAGCCGGCCAACUAGCACCUCAUCCACACCCGCUGCGCCGAGCGGGAUGUCCCGCCCCGAUUUGAAGCAAUCGAUUCUGUCUCUAUAUUCGAAGCCGCAGCCUGCAUCGGUUCAACAUGAGCGGAACAACUCGUUUGGCGACAUGGCAUCUCCGCAGUCCACCUCAUCCUCAAACAUGGGUGCCAAGCCCGCCGAGAAGCCAUCUCCAUUUGCAAACCUCACAAACUUCGGCAGCGCCAAGUCGACACCGGCUGCUCCCAAGGUUACCUCUCCUGCUGGAUCUGCUAGCGGUGACCUUUUCGCGAGCUUGACCUCUCCCACCAUGUCUGCAACAAAGCCCCAGUCGCGAACCACUUCUAUUUCCUCGAACUCCCAAGACUUCGGAUUUGGAGGAUUUUCUUCGCCGCCGCCCCAGCCCAAGCCCAACCCGCCAUCUUCAUCUCUCUCUAAUGACCUUUGGGGUUUCUCUUCUCCGCCCGUCGCACCCGCAGUACCACCUAAGCCUAUUGUGUCAUCUCCCCAGCAGGAGAUGAGCUCCGCAUUCAAUAUCUCUAGCCCACCAGUGCGGUCUCCUCCCCCUCAACAGGCCCAGAAGCCUGCAGUCCCCGCCGCUGCCGCCGGUAUGAUGGACCCCUGGGGCGGCAAUGCUUGGAGCAACCCCGAACCCGCUUCAGCACCCGCUCCCGCACCGGCCGCCUCGUCCGGCGCUUCCAUGAUGAAGGUCCCUGAUACACUGACUGCCAACGACAUUGGCAGUGGCUGGGGAGCACCACCUCCCAAGCCUGCCCCCGCCGUGGCCGCGGACGAAGACUUUGGCGGCUGGACCAGCGCUUCUCCCAUCACGCCUGCGACAACGACCAACAAUAGCUCAACCAAGCCGGCUGGCGGGUUUGGUGGUGGAUCGGAUGACCUCUUUUCCAACGUUUGGGAGUAA